CCUGGGACAGCCAAGAUGGAGAAGGAAACACCAUCUAAAAAAGUUGCGGCGCCAUCUGUGUCGCAGAUUAAUGCCGAACAUGUCACACAGCUGGCUAACAAAUAUUGGGCCCCUCAUGCAAAAAACAAAUUGCCCUUUGACCCAAAGGUGAUGGUUGAUAUUUAUGAAACAGAGAUUCUCAUGUCCAAAUUUGCCAUCAGGAAAAUCAUGUUGCUGGAGUUCAGUCAAUACCUGGAGAACUACCUUUGGGUCAACUACACUCCGGAGGUGUCCAGUAACGCCUUCCUCAUGUCUAUUUGCUGCAUUGUCAAUGAGAAGUUCAGGGAAAAUGUACCAGCCUGGGAGGUGUUCAAAAAGGAGCCGCACCAUUUUUCCUUCUUCUUCAAAUGUGUAAUGGCAGCUCUGCUGGCGGGCGACGAAGGCGGCCUCUCCCUGAAGGAACAAACAGUGCUCCUGGAGUUUCUCGACCACUGCUUCAAUAGUCUCGAGGUAGAUUUGAUAAGAGAGCAGGUGCAGCAGCUCAUCUCUUUGCCAAUGUGGAUGUGCCUCAUACCAUCCCGGCUCCAACACGAGCUGAAGAAAGUUCCCAAGCUGCAGAAGUUCUGGAAUCUCAUCAAGAAGAAAUUCGACAAGAUGGACGCCGACGCGGCCGAGCAAGCCAAAAAGGAGCGAACCUUCCUCUCGUCUCUCAUUAAAAAGUUUCACGAGGUCCUCGAGUCAAUUCCAGCGUCAGGGAGCAUCACCAUGGACAAGGUGCAUUACUGUGAGAGAUUCGUUGAACUCAUGAUCGACCUUGAGGCCUUGCUGCCCACUAGGCGGUGGUUCAACACGGUGCUAGAUGACUCCCACCUGGUCGUCAGUUGCCACCUUUCCAGCCUCACCCAGCGGGAGAAGGAGGGCCACCUCUUCUGUCAGUUGCUCGACAUGCUCAAGUUCUACACGGGCUUCGAGAUUAAUGACCAGACGGGAAAUGCCCUGACGGAGAAGGAGAUGACGACGGUGCACUACGACAGAAUCACAUCGCUGCAGAGAGCAGCCUUCGCUCAUUUCCCGGAGCUGCACGACUUUGCCUUGUCCAACGUAGCUGCGGUGGACACUCGGGAAUCCCUGACGAAACAUUUUGGCUCGCUCAGUCCCAAUAUGCUCCACCGGGUGGCAUCUUACUUGUGUCUGUUGCCUGAACUGCCCAAGGACCAAGACACCACCCAUGACAAGAAAGUUCUUCUGGAGCUUCUGGUGUCCCGUCACGAGCGCAGAAUCUCUCAGAUUGAGCAACUGAACCAGAUGCCCCUUUACCCGACCGAGAAGAUCAUCUGGGACGAGAAUAUCGUACCAACUGAGUACUUCUCUGGCGAAGGCUGCCUUGCGCUCCCCAAACUCAACCUCCAGUUUUUGACCCUCCACGACUACCUGCUAAGGAACUUUAACUUGUUCCGCCUUGAGUCCACCUACGAGAUCAGACAGGACAUCGAAGACGUGGUGUGGCGCAUGAAACCCUGGCAGUCCGAGUACGGCGGAGUGGUGUUCGGCGGCUGGGCCAGGAUGGCCCAGACCAUCACCGCCUUCACCAUCGUGGAGGUGGCCAAGCCCAACAUUGGCGAAAGCUGGCCUGCGCGUGUGCGGGCCGACGUCACUGUCCACCUCAACGUGCAGGACCACAUCAAGCACGAGUGGGAAGGUCUGCGUAAGCACGACGUCUGCUUUCUGAUCACGGUGCGGCCCAACAUGCCCUACGGCACGCGCUUCGACCGUCGCCAAGCCUUCGUGGAGCAGACGGGCCUCGUGUACGUGCGGGGCUGCGAGGUGCAGGGCAUGCUGGAUGAUCGGGGGCGUGUCAUCGAGGAAGGUCCCGAACCAAAGCCCAAGCUACGGGGCGACUCAAGAACAUUCCGCGUCUGGCUGGACCCCAACCAGUAUCAGCAAGACAUGACGAGCAGCAUUCAGGCGGGCACCGAGGACCCGUACGAAACGUUCAACAUCAUCAUGAGACGCAAGCCAAAGGAGAAUAACUUUAAGGCCGUUCUGGAAACCAUCAGAAACCUGAUGAACACAGAGUGCGUCGUUCCGGACUGGCUCCAUGACAUCAUCCUCGGCUACGGCGACCCGGGUAGCGCCCACUACUCCAAGAUGCCCAAUCAGAUCUCCACAUUGGACUUCAACGACACCUUUCUGUCCUUGGACCACCUACGCUCCUGCUUCCCCGGUUCAUCCAUUAAGGUGGUCGAAGAGAACCCUGAACUUCAAGUCCCGCCUUUCAGAAUAAAGUUUCCGGUCUCAAGCCAAACUGACAAAGGGAAGAAGAGGAAGGCAAAUGAUGAAGUCGAGGAGGAAGCGGAGGACAAACCCUUGAUUGUUGAGCCCUAUGUCACCCCCAACCGUGGGCCCUACCCUUAUAACCAGCCCAAGAGGAACACAAUUCACUUCACGCCUACUCAGAUCGAAGCCAUCCGAGCUGGCAUGCAGCCAGGUCUCACCAUGGUUGUCGGACCGCCAGGCACCGGCAAGACUGACGUUGCCGUUCAGAUCAUCUCCAACAUCUACCACAACUUUCCCGAUCAGAGGACACUCAUAGUCACACACUCCAACCAGGCUCUGAACCAGCUGUUUGAAAAGAUCAUGGCCCUGGACAUUGACGAACGUCACCUACUGCGUCUGGGCCACGGGGAGGAGGAGCUGGAGACCGAGAAGGACUUUAGCAGGUACGGCCGCGUGAACUACGUCCUAGCCCGACGACUGGAGCUACUCACGGAGGUGGGGAGGUUUCAGGAGAGCUUGGGUGUCCCUGGUGAUGUCUCCUAUACCUGUGAGACAGCAGGACACUUCUACCUCUACCAGGUGAUCUCACGGUGGGAAGAGUACCUGAGCAAAGUGAAGCCCAAACAGGGUGCGGAGGCGGAGGUGGAGGCCGUGGCGGCGUUCUUCCCCUUCCACAAGUACUUCUCCAACGCUCCCCAGCCUGUGUUCAAGGGCCGCUCCUACGAGGAGGACAUGGACAUUGCGGAGGGCUGCUACCGGCACAUUAAAAAGAUAUUUACCCAGCUGGAGGAAUUCAGAGCUUUCGAGCUGCUCAGGAGCGGACUGGACCGCACCAAAUACCUGCUAGUGAAAGAAGCUAAAAUCAUCGCCAUGACCUGCACACACGCUGCCCUCAAACGUCACGACCUGGUAGAACUGGGUUUCAAGUACGACAACAUCCUGAUGGAGGAAGCCGCUCAGAUUCUGGAGAUCGAGACCUUCAUCCCACUUCUCUUGCAGAACCCAGAGGAUGGUUACAGCCGGCUGAAACGUUGGAUCAUGAUCGGCGACCACCACCAGCUGCCCCCCGUCAUCAAGAACAUGGCCUUCCAGAAGUACUCCAACAUGGAGCAGUCGCUCUUCACUCGCUUUGUGCGGCUGGGCGUGCCAACCAUCGACCUGGACGCGCAGGGCCGCGCGCGCGCUAGUUUGUGUAAUUUGUAUAACUGGCGCUACAAGCACCUGGGGAACCUGCCGCACGUCCAGCAGCUGCCCGAGUUCCAGGUACCCAACCCCGGCCUGACGUUUGACUUCCAGCUCAUCAACGUGGAGGAUUUCAAUGGCGUGGGCGAGUCGGAGCCCAACCCUUACUUCUACCAGAACCUGGCAGAGGCCGAAUAUUCCGUGGCCCUGUUCAUGUACAUGCGUCUGUUGGGCUACCCGGCCGACCGCAUCAGCAUCCUCACCACCUAUAACGGGCAGAAGCACCUGAUCCGAGACGUCAUCAACCAGCGCUGCGCCAGGAAUCACUUCUUCGGACAGCCCAACAAGGUGACGACUGUCGACAGGUUCCAGGGUCAACAGAACGAUUACAUCAUCCUCUCGCUGGUCCGAACCAAAGCCGUAGGACAUCUCAGGGAUGUGAGGCGACUGGUGGUGGCCAUGUCCCGAGCGCGGCUGGGCCUUUACAUCUUCGCCCGGGUGGCGCUCUUCCAGAACUGCUUUGAGCUGACGCCCGCCUUCAACCAGCUGACGGAGCGCCCCCUGCAGCUGCACAUCCGGCCGCAUGAGUACUACAGCCAGGAGCAGCCGAGAGAUGCUUCGGACCAGCCGGACCAGGUGGUUCAAAACAUGCCUGAGAUGGCCAACCUGGUGUACAACAUGUACAUGCACAUGAUGCAGACCUCACACAAGUACAGACAGCAACAGGAGCAACUAGCCAAGCCUCCGCUGCAGGCCGAGCCAACUGACAGCUCGGCGGCCAGCUUGAAGGACGGCGAGACACCCCCGGAGCAGGAGAAGGAGGCAACGGCCCCGGAGCAUGACGGGGCGGCGGCCCCGGAGCAAACCCCCAUGGAGACGGAGAGCCAGGAUGGAGCAGGGGAGAUAGCGAAGGGAGAAAGCGACGCCGCCCACCAAACGUCUGAGGCGGACGCCAGCGGGCAGGAAGUAAAGCGGGAAGCAAACAAGAUGCCCGAACACCCUGGACGGGACAGCGACAGCGACGAAGAGAAUGAGGACUGUCGAAAGGGAGUCGAUGAAAAGCAAUAAUGGAGGACGCUUAGUUGGGACUGCUUGAAAGGACAAAGUGGAUCCUUUUUUUUUUUUUAUAACCAUGGUUAAACAUCAUGUCACGCCCAUUUUUAGUCAUUUUGAAUAAAAAGAAAUAAAUACAA
Molecule: messenger RNA, 4631 nt
Organism: Hippocampus zosterae (dwarf seahorse)
Lineage: Eukaryota; Metazoa; Chordata; Actinopteri; Syngnathiformes; Syngnathidae
Gene: aqr
Product: aquarius intron-binding spliceosomal factor
Exons: 35
Coding region: 16-4506 (1496 amino acids)
Biological process (GO): mRNA splicing, via spliceosome
Cellular component (GO): catalytic step 2 spliceosome
Molecular function (GO): mRNA binding; helicase activity
Source: RefSeq, a predicted model, not a curated record